AUGGCCGCCAAAUCCAUUCUCGAAGCCGACGGAAAGGCUAUUCUCAACUACCACCUCACCAGAGCUCCCGUCAUCAAGCCGUCUCCUCUCCCCAAAUCAUCUACACACAAUCCCCCUUCGAAGCUCGCUUCCCUCUACUUCCCCGAAGAUGCGGAGGUCAUGUCGAUUCUGGACCAGGCCGAGGUCUCAUACCCUUGGUUGCUGGUGCCCGGCUCCAAGUUCGUUGCAAAGCCCGAUCAACUGAUCAAGCGACGAGGCAAAAGUGGACUUCUGGCCUUGAACAAGACAUGGCCCGAGGCGAAAGCGUGGAUUGCUGCUCGUGCUGGCAAGGAACAGAAGGUUGAGACUGUUGUGGGUGUCCUGAGACAAUUCUUGGUGGAGCCUUUCGUGCCCCAUCCAGACGGAACCGAAUACUAUAUCAACAUCAACUCGCAGAGAGAGGGUGACUGGAUUCUGUUCACACACGAGGGAGGUGUUGAUGUUGGUGAUGUCGAUGCCAAAGCUGAGAAGAUCUUGAUUCCCGUUGACCUCUCGGAAUACCCAUCCAACGACGAGAUUGCCUCCACGCUCCUCAAGAAGGUCCCCAAGGGUGUCCAUAACGUCCUUGUCGAUUUCAUCACCAGACUAUACGCCGUUUACGUCGACUGCCAAUUCACCUACCUCGAGAUCAAUCCCCUCGUCGUCAUCCCCAAUGCCGAUGCAACAUCUGCUGAGGUCCACUUCUUGGAUUUGGCCGCCAAGAUCGACCAGACGGCCGAGUUUGAGUGUGGUGUCAAAUGGGCUAUUGCACGUUCGCCAGCUGCUUUGGGUAUGGCUGCCAUCAAGUCCUCUGAUGGAAAGAUGAACAUCGAUGCUGGCCCACCUAUGGAGUUCCCCGCUCCUUUCGGUCGCGAGAUGAGCAAGGAGGAGGCGUACAUCGCCGAGCUCGAUGCUAAGACUGGUGCCUCUCUCAAGCUUACCGUGCUCAAUGCCAACGGACGUGUAUGGACCUUGGUCGCUGGUGGUGGUGCUUCCGUCGUUUACGCCGACGCGAUUGCCAGCUCUGGCUUCGCGGACGAGCUCGCCAACUACGGUGAAUACUCUGGUGCUCCCACCGAGACGCAAACCUUCCACUACGCGCGCACUGUCCUCGACCUCAUGCUCCGCGCGCCCAUCACCCCCGAGGGCAAGGUCCUCUUCAUCGGCGGUGGUAUUGCUAACUUCACCAACGUCGCCUCCACCUUCAAGGGUGUGAUUCGCGCUCUCCGCGAGGUUGCGCCCAAGCUCAUCGAGCACAAGGUCCAAAUCUGGGUCCGACGUGCCGGACCUAACUACCAAGAGGGAUUGAAGAACAUCAAGUCGGUCGGACAGGAGUUGAAGCUGGACAUGCACGUUUACGGACCCGAUAUGCACGUCAGUGGUAUCGUCCCUCUGGCGCUCGUCCCCGGACGGUUGGCAGAGAGCAAGGUCGAGGAGUUCAAGGCUUAA
Drepanopeziza brunnea f. sp. 'multigermtubi' MB_m1 is the source of this 1467-nucleotide messenger RNA. RefSeq lists its product as uncharacterized. Gene Ontology annotation, cellular component: cytosol. Gene Ontology annotation, molecular function: ATP citrate synthase activity. Lineage: Eukaryota; Fungi; Ascomycota; Leotiomycetes; Helotiales; Drepanopezizaceae. Gene Ontology annotation, biological process: fatty acid biosynthetic process; tricarboxylic acid cycle; acetyl-CoA biosynthetic process. The record is from RefSeq and is a predicted model, not a curated record.